This is a messenger RNA of Cryphonectria parasitica EP155, 1185 nucleotides long. RefSeq names its product GroES-like protein. Gene Ontology annotation, molecular function: L-iditol 2-dehydrogenase (NAD+) activity; zinc ion binding. Bases 1 to 1170 code for a protein of 389 amino acids. The transcript has 3 exons. The record is from RefSeq and is a predicted model, not a curated record. Gene Ontology annotation, biological process: D-sorbitol catabolic process. NCBI's taxonomy places the organism in Eukaryota, Fungi, Ascomycota, Sordariomycetes, Diaporthales, Cryphonectriaceae.
AUGGCAUCACAGAAUAUCACAACCACACAGCACGACCAUCAUCGCGAAACCAUUCAAGGUCCCCUGCCCAAUUCCUCCCUCCAAGUCACCGCCGACCACCAGCUCAAACUGGUCGAGGCCCCCAUCUACGCACCCGGCCCAGGAGAGGUCCUCGUGCACGUCAAGACGACAGGAAUAUGCGGCUCGGAUGUGCACUUCUGGAAGUCCGGCCGGAUAGGGUCGCUCGUCGUCGAGGGCGACUGCAUCCUGGGCCACGAAGGGGCGGGGGUGGUAGUCAGGUGUGGCGAGGGCGUGACGAGCUUGCAGCCUGGGGACAAGGUGGCUGUCGAGCCGGGCGUGCCGUGUGAGAAGUGUUUCCUGUGUGGGAUGGGGAAGUACAACCUUUGCGAAGACGUUCGGUUUUCUGGGGUUUAUCCUUACGACGGAACGCUGCAGCGGUAUAAAGUCCAUCCUGCGAGAUGGCUGUACAAGAUGCCUGAUAGCAUGACAUUCGCCGAAGCCGCCCUCCUCGAGCCUCUGAGCGUUGUCCUCCAGGCUCUGCGGGUCGCCAACCUCACCCUCGGACGCGGAGCAGUCAUCUGCGGUGCCGGACCUAUCGGUCUGACAGCUCUCCUUGCAUCUCGGGCAUCUGGUGCUCAUCCCAUCGUCAUCACAGAUGUGGAGCCAGGCCGUCUCGAGUUCGCCAAACAGCUCGUGCCGUCCUGUCUUACCUAUAAAGUCGACACAUCCCUCGACGCGCGAGGCAAUGCGAGGGGGAUUAGGAACCUGUUUGGUGCUCGUGGAGGUGAAGGCGAGGUUGGUGAGGAGUAUCUUGCGCCGCCGUGUGUGAUUGAGUGCACCGGUGUUGAGUCGAGCGUCUGCACCGCAGCGUUUACGGUUCGUCGUGGAGGCAGGGUAGUGGUGGUGGGCGUCGGCAGGGAUAUUAUGAACAACUUGCCAUUUAUGCACCUUUCAUUGGCAGAGAUCGAACUCCGCUUUAUCAAUCGCUAUACGGACACAUGGCCAGCAGGCAUCGCCUGUAUGAGUGGAGGCAUUAUUGAUAUGAAAAAACUGGUGACACACACGUACCCAUUGGAAAAGGCUUUAGAAGGGCUGACUUUGUCAUCGGACCCGAGGAAUGGAAGCAUCAAGGUUCACAUAGUAGACGACACGGAGACUGUGUUGUUCUAAAUCUAAAGUCAUCAA